Messenger RNA from Fusarium coffeatum, 741 nucleotides. RefSeq lists its product as uncharacterized. NCBI's taxonomy places the organism in Eukaryota, Fungi, Ascomycota, Sordariomycetes, Hypocreales, Nectriaceae. The record is from RefSeq and is a predicted model, not a curated record. Bases 1 to 741 code for a protein of 246 amino acids. Gene Ontology annotation, cellular component: nucleus; cytosol. The transcript has 2 exons.
AUGCCUCCUCUUCGCCUCGCCAUCCUCGAAGCCGACACACCUCAGCCUCAAACCCGUGAUCGCUAUGGCGGCUACACGGGCGUUUUCACCGCACUCCUCGAAGCAGCCGCAAAGCCUCAGAAGCUUUCUGAUCUCGUCACCAUCAAGGGCUACGACGUGGUGAAUGAUCUGCACUGCUACCCUUCUCUCGACGACAUCGAUGCGAUUCUGAUCACUGGCUCUCGCCACACGGCGUUCGAUAACGAUCCUUGGAUUCUUAAGCUCGUCGAGUUCACGAAAAAGGCUAUUGCGUCGAACCGCGUGCGUGUCGUGGGCGUGUGCUUUGGACAUCAGAUCGUUGGUCGAGCUGAGGGCGCCAAGUGCGGUAGGAGUAAUAGGGGAUGGGAAGUUGCUGUCACUGAGGUUGAUUUGACAGCCAAGGGCAAGGAGAUCUUCGGGUUGGACAAGAUGCGCAUUCACCAAAUGCAUCGCGACAUUGUCGACGCAUUCCCCAAGAACUCUGUUCCCCUGGGCUCCAACGAAAUCUGCGAAGUCCAAGGAUUCUACUCCCCUGGAAAGUACAUCACGGUGCAAGGACACCCUGAAUUCAACGAGGAAAUCAUUUCAGAAAUUCUGUUCAACCGUCACACUGUUGGUAUCUUCACGGACGAGGUCUACAAUGAUGCCAUGAAGCGUGCGCCUCUGCCUCAUGAUGGAGUUGCCAUUGCCAAGGCCUUCCUCAAGUUCUGGAGAGAAGGUUAG